AUGCGAGUCACCGAGACUACACCUCUCUUGGGUGAACCAUCGUCCUCGCACCCCGAUCACACCCACGCCAACAACCCGGGCAAAUCCAACUACAUUCUUUGCCCCCAUGCCCCUAGUCACCACUUCCACAUCAACUUCAUCGUUCCUCGAAGUGCCACGAAUGUUGACCAAGACUCAUCCGAUGGACGCUUGUCGGUCAUCCCAGAGGAGGAUGAAGAGUGGGUCAGCGCGAACGAGGAAGCCGACGACUCGGUCCGGGGGCUGAGUAUGGGAACAGACAGCUCGGAUGAGGAAUUGCACACCUCUCAAGAACGGGCUGUGUACCUGCAGCCGGUCAUGGUACCAAUUGUCGUCCACCAAGGAGACGAGCAAAUCCUCGAAGAGGAGGAUACGUGGGAAGUGGGAUGCGUCUCGCGGUUUUGCUGGCCACUCAUGUGUCUAUUCCGGAAACUCGACACCGCCCCGGACGAACAAGACGGUCCCCGUCCGCCGGCCCCACUAUCGGAGACCGAUUCGGACGCUGAAUUCGCAGACGACGAACGUUCAAGCACCGGAUCUUCCUCUGCCCCGAGCACUUUGACACCGCACAUGGCACUCUUGAUGCCUGCGGUGAGAGUAUACGGGCAGUCGUCGGUGUGGUCCCAAGUGCUGGUUUCGUCAGUUUAG
Fusarium vanettenii 77-13-4 is the source of this 666-nucleotide messenger RNA. RefSeq lists its product as uncharacterized. The record is from RefSeq and is a predicted model, not a curated record. Bases 1 to 666 code for a protein of 221 amino acids. NCBI's taxonomy places the organism in Eukaryota, Fungi, Ascomycota, Sordariomycetes, Hypocreales, Nectriaceae. The transcript has a single exon.